Molecule: messenger RNA, 1146 nt
Organism: Dacryopinax primogenitus
Lineage: Eukaryota; Fungi; Basidiomycota; Dacrymycetes; Dacrymycetales; Dacrymycetaceae
Exons: 4
Coding region: 1-1146 (381 amino acids)
Cellular component (GO): endoplasmic reticulum membrane
Source: RefSeq, a predicted model, not a curated record
AUGCCUAUUUCUGCUACUCCUGCAACCCUCCGCCAGAAGAGGCCGCUACUGAAUGCAGCACUCAAGCUUGCCGUCGUCUUCGUUAUUAGCACGCUGGUUCUAGGUGGGACGCUGUAUUUGGCAAUGCCGCCUUUAGAUCCCGAGGACCGCCCCCUUUUGCAUCUCCCCAAGUCCUUCCAGGACCUCAAAGCGCUGGACUUCUUGCUCAAGAAGUACAAGCGCAUGUAUCCAUUCCGCACUGUAUUGUGUUUCGUCGUCGUGUAUCUAUUCGACCAGGCAUUCUCUCUCCCUGGGUCAAUGUAUCUCUCUAUCCUGUCUGGCGCCGUCUGGAACCCCUUCUUUGCUGUACCUCUAUGCUGUUUCUGUGUCGCAACCGGCUCUGCCUUAUGCUACCUGCUCUCAGCAGCAUUGGGCCCCGCAUUGCUCGCCAUGCCAAAAUGGGCAGAACGAGUAGAGCGCUUCAGAGUCACACUCGAAAGCCAGAAAGCGAAUCUCUUUUCGUUCCUCAUCAUUCUUCGCAUCGCUCCGCUCCCACCCCACUGGGUCACGAACAUCCUUUGCCCGCACCUUGGAGUCCCCCUCCCGUUCUUCUGGCUAUCCGCUUUCCUGGGCAUCCUUGCUCCCACCGUUAUCCAAGUGACGAUCGGGGGUGGUCUGGAGCAGAUGACUUCUCCAAAGGAUUUCCACCUGCUCUCACCGCGCAAUGUCCUCAGUCUGGGGGCGAUCGUUGUCGCCGCACUCGUGCCAGUCGUCCUCAGAUGGGCAUUCAAGGAUCGCGUAGAUGCCGUCGCGGAAGUGGAAGCAACGGCCGACGUCGCUGCGCACGGUCCGCGCAGUCCGACCAUCUCCAUCGGUAUCCGCAGCCCGACCGUAUCCGUACGACCGCUGUCUCCGUAUCAUGACCAGCCCGCCUCCCCGCGCUCCCACGUAUCGGCCGAACCGGGGAUCGUCUGGCCGCCUAAGGGCAACUCUCUCCUCGUCCUGCUCAAGGACGACGACGACGUUGUCGAAGUAGAAGAGGAGGACGAGGAUGGGCACAAGGUUGCUGUCGCUGGAGGAGUCGCGAUGCCUGAGGAUCAGCAGGGGCAGGGCAGCAGAUGGAGAUGGCUCAACGGGUGGUGGCACGAAGGUGUACGAUUGAGCUGA